Empidonax traillii (willow flycatcher) is the source of this 3824-nucleotide messenger RNA. RefSeq names its product dynactin subunit 4 (gene DCTN4). The transcript has 14 exons. Lineage: Eukaryota; Metazoa; Chordata; Aves; Passeriformes; Tyrannidae. The coding region runs from base 654 to 1886 and encodes 410 amino acids. The record is from RefSeq and is a predicted model, not a curated record. Gene Ontology annotation, cellular component: dynactin complex.
UGUUUCCCCCUCAGCCCCGGUCAGGGGGAGCGGGGACCCCCAAAACCACUAUGGGGCCAGGCUGGGGCAAAGGGGACCUCCCUGCCCCUCUGUGGGGCCCGGCCGGGAGGGUCAAAACCCCUCUCCCACACACAUCCCCAUCGGGCCCGGCCGGGGAGGAGCAGAGGCCCCCACCCCGACCCUCCUCAUUAUUUUACAGUGUGAUUUCCGCUGUGGGGGCUUUGUGGCUUCACAAACCGUCACAGUCAAACCGGUAGAACUGAUUUUGUGGAAGCCUGGUUGAACUAAGAAGCUGUGAUAGAUUUGGAGAGCCUUGAAAGAAUGACUGUGCAGCCCUGAUCUCAGAAGAGGAGUCUUUAAGGAAAGAUUGAGGCCUCUGAGCAGUAGAUUUGUCACCAGGCUGCAUCCAUGAUGGAUUUACUGGGGUGUGAGGGGUGUAGCCAUUGUGCAUGUCUGUGUUUAAUAAUCAGUUUGAAUUCCUCUUCAAGAAGGGGCCCCCAGUCUUGCUGCUGUUGUUUUCAUUGACAAAAUUCGAUGUGACAGUAGACAGAUAAAAAAUGUUCUGAAUUGUGCAUAAAUCUGAGCAGUGCAACUGCAAGGACAGAAUAAAUUUAGAUGUGGACUCCCACUACUGCCCCAGCUGCCUGGAGAACAUGCCUUCAGCUGAAGCCAAGCUGAAAAAGAAUAGGUGUGCCAACUGCUUCGACUGCCCCUGCUGCAUGCACACCCUCUCCACCCGUGCCACGAGCAUCCCUGCCCCGCUGCCUGACGACCCGGCCAAGACCACCAUGAAGAAGGCCUAUUACCUGGCCUGCGGGUUCUGCCGUUGGACUUCCCGGGAUGUCGGGAUGGCAGACAAGUCUGUAGCGAGCGGUGGUUGGCAGGAGCCGGAGAAUCCUCACACGCAGAGGAUUAACAAACUGGUUGAGUACUACCAGCAGUUGGCUCAGAAGGAGAAGAUCGAGCGGGAUCGAAAGAAGCUGGUGCGACGCAGAAACUACGUGCCCCUGGCCUUUUCGCAACACACUAUACACGUAGUGGACAAAUACGGCCUUGGAACCAGGCUCCAGCGCCAGAGGCCCGGAGCGCCCAUCAGUGCCCUCGCUGGACUCUCCCUGAAAGAAGGAGAAGACCAGAAGGAGAUCAAGAUCGAGCCAGCUGAUGCAGUGGAAGAAGUGGAGCCUCUUCCUGAGGAUUACUAUACAAGACCAAUCAAUCUGACAGAAGUGACGACUCUGCGUCAGCGCCUGCUGCAGCCUGACUUCCAGCCCAUCUGCGCUUCCCAGCUCUACCCACGUCACAAGCACCUCCUGAUCAAACGCUCGCUGCGCUGCCGGAAAUGUGAACAUAACCUGAGCAAACCAGAAUUCAAUCCAACGUCUAUCAAAUUCAAGAUCCAGCUGGUUGCUGUGAACUACAUCCCUGAAGUGAGAAUCAUGUCUAUUCCCAACCUGCGCUACAUGAAGGAGAGCCAAGUCCUUCUGACUCUGACCAAUCCUGUGGAGAACGUCACACAUGUCACACUGCUGGAGUGUGAGGAGGGAGAUCCUGACAACAUCAACAGCACUGCCAAGGUGUCUGUUCCUCCCAAGGAGCUUAUUCUGGCUGGCAAAGAUGCUGCGGCAGAAUAUGAUGAGCUGGCAGAGCCUCAAGACUUCCAGGAUGACCCUGACGUUAUUGCCUUCAGAAAAGCCAACAAGGUGGGAGUUUUCAUCAAGGUCACCCCACAGAAAGAAGAGGGCGAGGUGACCGUGAGCUUCAAGAUGAAGCAUGAGUUCAGAAACCUCACAGCUCCCAUCCGGCCCAACGAGGAGGGCGACCACCCCUCGGAGGUCAUCUGGCUCACCCACCACGUGGAGCUCAGCCUGGGCCCCGUGCUCCCAUAGAGGCUCCCAGCGCUUGCUCCCCGACGGCUGGCACGGGACGGACUGGCACACUGAGAAAGCACCUGCUGGAAGGUUCUGCCAGAGCUCCUUUGUGAUGUGUGGGUGUGCCAUGGGCCCCAGCCGGCCGUGAGGAGGGGGCUGAGGGUGCCGUGGUUUGGGAUGGUUUGUUCUCUCUCCCCUUGUCGUAGUGCCCACUAACCACCACUCCACUUCCCCUCACUGCCACAAGCUAGUUUAACUCGCAGCACGUGUCAGAGCACAGAGAAGGGUCUUGCUUUCUCCAGGUUUGCGCUGAGUUUGGCUCUAUCAACAGAUAAUUCUGGCUGAAUUUGGAUUUAUUCUCAUAAAAGAACCCAUAUUGUUUUUUCCUGAUGUUCCAUGCUCUGUAGUGAACAACUUCUCUUUCACUCAGAACUAUGCCCUUCCCAAACCAACAUUUUAAGAGGUGGCCGUGCCUGCUGCAUUACUGGCAAGUUACUGGCAGCAGCACAGUGUUUUCUUUUGGUUUUCUGCUUCCUCGUAGGAUACCUCAACUGUGGGGGACUGGGAUGUACAGCCCUACCCCUCUGGCAAAUGUAGCUUGCUUAGCUGAGGUGGCAGAUCUGUUGUCACAAAGGAGUUGAUGAGUUUGCCUUUAAACUUUAAACAUAGUGUACUGUAGUGUUCAUGGAUUUGACUGGCAACCGAGCCUACCGUCGGCCCGCUGGGCCUCGGGUGGAUGUGGCAGCAGGAUGCACUGCAAGCUGGGAAUUCAGGUGCUGCUGCACCUCUUGAGUGAGGCAGGAAUGCUCUGGAGAGGCUGCCUGGCAGUCUUCAGCUCCAUAAGUGUGUUGUUAGGGAUCAUAGUCAUCAGAGUGUGAAACCUGGAGAGUUAAGAUUAGUUCUGGUAGUGGUAAACCCACAAAGGUGGUUUUUGGGUUCAUGCUCUGUGUUUUUCUAGUUAGGGUGGGUGCAGCGAAGGUGUAAAGGUGGAACGUCUUUGUUUGUUAACUACACACACUGUACACAAGGUCACUUACCUGGGGUGUAAUUUGGCUGCAGCCCAAGCUGAAAUGGGUGGUUAAGAGCUGUGUAUCCAGGACACUGCAUGGCUGAUGCAGGCAGGUGAGACGGCUCUUCCUGCAGAGCAUUCCCACUUCAGUUAUUGACCUUAGUUAAACGUAUCUGAUGGGCUUUGAUGUGCUGCUCUGCUGGGAAAGGCUUGAGGGCCAGCCAGCCAUGGCUGCGUCACUCCAGAUGCUCAUGCCGUGGCUCUGCCAGCCUGGAUCUGUGGAUCCUCUGUGUGGGAGCGCAGGAUGAGGCUGCCUGCACCCCACGGGUGGUGCUGCAGCACCCAAAACGUCUCCCUGAGCGCAAGAAACCUGCCGUGGUGUGCGGGAGGGGCUCCCACCUCACAGCCCCGAUCCCGGGCAGGUCUCAAAGCGGCAAGGCAUCACGUUUACGACUUCGUGUAGGUUACACGCAGAUGUACAGCAUGAGUUUGAGACUUGUAGUUAGUAGUUUAUGUAUAGUGCUAGUGCCUGCUGCGGCUUCACCUGCCCAGAUAACAAAGCACCGCACCUCUGGCCGCACCUUCUCCUGUUCAGUAGCCAAAACAGCUGCUACACUUGCGACACGACUGCAGACAAGCCGAGAUGGCGGCUGGCCCGGGGCUUGAGCUGUGCCCGGGGCUGGUGGCCACUGUCCCCCUGGUGCUGGCCUGGGGUUUGCUGCAGGCCAGUGCCACCUGCGCCCCUCUCCCUACAAACACAAGGUGCACUGAGUCGCGCUGUUCCGAGCGGCCUGAUGAGCUCGGCCAGUUUUUUCCCCCCCCUCCCUGUAGGUGCUGUAGGAAAGGUGUCUCGGUGCGUCCCUGUCCCCGCUCCCCGGCAAGGCGCCUGUUGCCUUAUGCUUGACGUCGUGUAGUGACCUUCAAUAAAACACAACGUGGCUCUCGGA